This is a messenger RNA of Vespula vulgaris, 5233 nucleotides long. RefSeq names its product serine/threonine-protein kinase N (gene Pkn). The record is from RefSeq and is a predicted model, not a curated record. The coding region runs from base 885 to 4133 and encodes 1082 amino acids. Gene Ontology annotation, biological process: signal transduction; protein phosphorylation. NCBI's taxonomy places the organism in Eukaryota, Metazoa, Arthropoda, Insecta, Hymenoptera, Vespidae. Gene Ontology annotation, molecular function: protein serine/threonine kinase activity; ATP binding; small GTPase binding. The transcript has 18 exons.
GUUUCUAUUACUUUUAACAAACGAAAUAUUUAAUCGACUAGUUGAUUUAUAAUCACCCUGUAUAUGAGAAAAGAGAGAGAGAGAGAGAGACAGAGCUUUUUGAGCAAGUCAAUAGAUCAUCGAAAAAAAUCGGUUAUGGAUCACACAAAGUUAUCAAAAUUUUCUUUUAAAUACGCACGCGUACAUUCGUUUAAAUACACUUCUUUAUCUCGAGAAGGUUACCUUAUGAAACAUAAGGAGUUGAGAAUCGCUGUUAUCGGAUUGAGCUAGAUAAGAGAUAACGACACAACGGCAAUGUCUUCACGACCGAUUUGGAUUCUCAUAAAUUCGAGUAUCGCGUCGGUGAGAUCGCACGGAUUAAUUUUACUCGGAUAAAAAAGUGAUCGAAUUUUAUUUCUAAUAAAAGUUUUUCCCUCUUAAAGAUUUCCUUUAAAUCUUUCGCGAUUUCUUUUUUCCAAUAAGGAUUUACUUUUGUUAUUCUACGUGAGUGUUGUUUAAUGUGAAUUAAUUUCAAGGUCGACCGGAAAUGUAAUUAUAUCGAUCACGAUGAUUCAUGAUCGUCGAUAAAGUGUCAGUGUGUUUUACAAGAAUUUAAUUAAUUUUAUUAGAAAAGUUUUCUUUUUUCUUUUUCUUUCUUUUUUAAUUUUGUAAUUUCUUUUUUUGCGAAGCAACGAUCAGCUGUUACCAACGUAAUCGAGUUUUUCGUUUAUUUUAUUGGAAUAUUUGUUCGGGAAGAAAUCGUACGUGCUUCUGCGGACUUUGUCUUUGAAUUAAUUUAAUCGUACGUACACGUAACAGUUUGGACUUCGUCAGUGAAGGAACAGUCAAACUCUUGUUUAAUAUAUCGCGAAUGAUCGGUAUAAAGAAACAGAAUCGUAGGGAGAAUGUCUUUCGUUAGUCUUCAUAAAAAGGAAAAAGUCAGCGUUGUAAAGAGAUGUCUUUCGACGAAACGACAGAGAGCGAAAUCCUGUUUCGCUUCUAUAGGUUCAAGCAUGGGCGAUUACAUCAGGCACCCAGUGCUUUACGAACUGUCCAGCAAGUACGGAGUUGCUGGCAGUGACCAAGUGCCCUUACCUGCUCGUCUCGAUGAACUCCGGGAACACAUACGCAGAGAAAUACGUAAGGAAUUAAAAAUAAAAGCUGGUGCUGAGAAGCUUAGGGAGGUUGCAACCGAUCGCAAGGCGCUAUCGGACGUCGCGACUAUCGUGAAGAAGGCCAACAGCAAGUUGAACGAGCUACAAGCCGAGCUCCAGCAGCUCGAAAGUCAAAUUAUACUGACGCAGGGCCAGCCACAGUCGCCGCAACAAAAUCACUCCAACGGUCAAGACACACCUCUGUCACCAAUGGGGCCUUCGUCACCGAGUCAGGAAGGUCUAUUCACGGAUCUUCGACUUUUAUCCUUGGAAAAGCAGCUUAACAUCGAAUUGAAGGUAAAACAGGGCGCAGAAAAUAUGAUACAAAGUUUGACGAGUGGGCACAGAGACAAGAAAUUACUUCAAGAAGCUCAGCAGAUGCUUGACGAUUCCCGCGCUAAAAUUGAGUUCCUACGCAUGCGCAUAAUGAAGGUGCGACAGGCGCGCCAGCAACAACACGCUCGUGGCGACGCGCCACCUCCGAAUGGUGAAACAGCUGGUAACAAAGAUAGGUACGAGCCCAGUCUGGAACUUGCUUUGGAGGAACGCGUUGAAGAGUUGCGGCAUCGGCUGAGAAUCGAAGCAGCCGUUGUGGAAGGUGCAAAGAACGUAAUACGUCUUCUGCAAAGUGCCAAAGUUGCUGAUAAGAAGGCUUUAACAGAGGCACAGGCAAGUCUCGCGGAAUCCAGUAGAAAAUUGGACUUACUUAGAUUAUCUCUUGAGCUUAGAAGACAAGAAUUACCACCAGACAGUGGUACUGCUGCCCAAUUAAAGAGAGAACUAGCAAGUGUACAAUCGGCAAGUCCUGUUCCUGUAACUUACACAUCCUUACAACCAUUUCGUGGCCCAUUGGAAGGUAGGGCUACGGUACCUGCAUCAGUUUCUAGAUGUGCUGCAGUCACCGGCCAAUUGGAGGUAAGAUUAAUGGGAUGCCAAGAUUUAGCGGAAGAAGUUCCUGGACGUACGAGAAGAGAACAUCCGGCCAGUCCUGAUUUACGCAGCUUCGUUAAAGGAGUAACAGGACGCAGUUCGAGUAAAUCUUACAGUGUGAAAGACGAAACGAGUAAUGAUAUUAUGGCGGUUAUAAAACUGGAUAAUCAAACCGUAGCACAAACUAGUUGGCGACCGUGUUCCCAACAGGCUUGGGACCAAAGAUUUUCUAUCGAACUAGAUAAAUCGCGAGAACUUGAAAUAGGCAUUUAUUGGAAAGAUUGGAGGUCAUUGUGUGCAGUGAAAUUUUUACGUCUAGAAGAAUUUAUCGACGAUGUGAGACAUGGAAUGGCACUUCAGUUGGAACCCCAAGGAUUAUUAUUUGCUGAAAUUAAAUUUUUAAAUCCGAUGAUAUCGAGAAAACCAAAAUUGCAACGUCAACGUAAAAUAUUUAAACAGCAAGUGAAGAAUUUCCCACGGGCUAAUCAAAUGAAUAUUAAUGUUGCUACUUGGGGUAGACUUCUUAAACGUUCUGCACCCUCUUUACAUAAUACAAGAAAUUCUGAAAGUCCACCGUCGGGACCACAACCGCUACAAAUUGUUUUUGAUACCUCAAUAGAAGAUAAGCCUGAAACACCUGGAGAAUUACCAGAUCCAGAAAAGGGAGGCUUAGGUGGUGCUCGACCAUUAGGAAUGGCAACUUCAACUAGUAGUCCAGUUUUACCACGUCCACCUGAGCAUCCACCUCCACCACCGCCAACGGUUACUAAGAAACCUUCAAUGCCAGCACCACCACCACCACCAAAAUUAGAUCAGGAGUUACAGAGUGCAUUAAGGGAGUUUGAUUUCCUGCACAACGAGGAGAAAGGGGGGUCUCAGGGUGCAAAUUUGAGGCCCCUUGUGACAGAGCCCCGUCCUGUGCUGAUUGCACCACCCUCUCCACGCACACCCUCGCCCCAACCCGUGGUCGAGUUUCCUGAAGAUGAGGUCGUCUAUGAACUACCAGUUAGGCCUCUACAAUAUAGAGAUAGUGCAUAUGAAUCUAGAAGACAUUCUCAGCUCACUGGCAUGACUUUGGACAACUUCAGAUUACUUUCUGUUCUUGGUCGAGGUCAUUUUGGAAAAGUUAUCUUAUCGCAAUACAGAAAUACAGGAGAAUAUUUUGCUAUAAAGGCGCUAAAGAAAGGAGAUAUUAUAGCAAGAGAUGAAGUGGAAUCAUUGCUUUCUGAAAAGAGAAUAUUCGAGGUUGCAAAUGCUACGCGUCAUCCAUUCCUGGUUAAUUUGUUCGCUUGUUUCCAAACUGAGGCACACGUCUGUUUUGUAAUGGAAUAUGCAGCAGGUGGUGAUCUUAUGAUGCAUAUACACGCAGAUGUUUUUGGUGAACCACGUGCUGUAUUUUAUUCAGCUUGCGUUGUUUUAGGAUUGCAAUAUUUACACGAAAGUCGAAUCAUAUAUAGAGAUUUGAAAUUAGAUAAUUUGUUGUUGGAUACGGAAGGAUAUGUUAAAAUAGCAGAUUUUGGGCUUUGUAAAGAAGGUAUGGGUUAUGGUGACCGAACUGGAACAUUUUGCGGAACUCCAGAAUUUUUAGCACCAGAAGUUCUCACAGAGACUUCGUAUACACGAGCUGUAGAUUGGUGGGGUCUUGGAGUACUUAUAUUUGAGAUGCUUGUUGGAGAGUCUCCAUUCCCUGGUGAUGAUGAAGAAGAAGUAUUUGAUUCGAUAGUAAAUGAUGAAGUUCGUUAUCCAAGAUUCCUUUCUUUGGAAGCUAUAGCUAUAAUGAGAAGGUUGCUCAGAAAGAAUCCAGAUAGAAGAUUAGGUAGCAGCGAAAGAGAUGCAGAGGAUGUUAAAAAGCAAGCAUUCUUUAGGCACAUAGCAUGGGAUGAUUUGUUAUUAAGACGCGUGAAACCACCUUUUGUACCAGUAAUUCAUUCUGUGGAAGAUGUUAGUAAUUUUGAUGAAGAAUUUACAUCGGAAAAGCCACAGCUCACUCCGCCUAAGGAUCCCAGACCUCUCAGCGAUAUUGAACAAAGCUUUUUCAAAGAUUUUACAUACAUGGCUGAUUGGUGCUAACUAUAGUAAUAUGCUAUUUUAUGUUCUUCCAGUAAUAGUUCAUCUUUAUUUGUGCCCCAUAAUUCAAAUAAAACUAUGUUACAUUACAUCAAGGUACAUAGGAGAAAGCAAUCAUACUGUUUAUGGGAAGAUCGAUACAUUGUGCUUUUUUACAAUAAUUAUUUUGACUAGAAAUCAAAACUUCAUAAAUUUAUGAUUUAUCAUUGAAUCUCGGAUUUUCAUCUGAAUUAUCUAAUAGAUAAAUAUUUUAUUUUGUGCCAGACAUAUAUGUGUGGCUAUAAUAUUCUAUUUUGUUUGCAUUGCCUAAGUUAUUAAAAUAUAAUCAAUUAUUUUGAAAACAGAUAUAUGAAAAAAUUAUAGGAUUCAUAGUAAGACUUGUAUUACAUGCAUAUGUUAGUAAAAACAUACGUCUAAAAAGAAAAAAAAAAAAAAAAGUAACUUUCAGAAUACUAUUGUCAACUAUGAUAUAAUGCAAGAGAGAUGUAGAUAAAUAUUAUUAACACACGGAUCAUUUCUUUGCAUGUGCAUUUUUAAUAUAAAAUUUCCUACUAAGUGCAUGAGGAUAUAAGAAAGAAUAUUUUACAUAUAAAAUCAUAUAAGUAUACAACAGACAUAUUUAAGCACUGAUCAUUUACGAUCACAUUAAAAUCACAUUUAACAUUUUUUGAAAGUAAGAUGUGUCAUUUAAUUACACACUACAUAUUUUUCUUUUCGUUUUUUUUUGUUGUUUUUUUUUAUUAUUACUAUUAUUACUAUUAUUAUUAUUAUUAUUAUUAUUAUUAUUAUUAUUAUUAUUAAUAUUAAUAUAACAUUUUUCAUUUGCUUACAAAUGACUAUUUACUUUCAAUCGUGGCAUGGCGAUAUCCAUGUGUGACAAAAGUUAUCGUUACAAUUGUAAUAUCAAAGAUUUUUCUACAUCGAUGCAGUUAAUUAAAAAAAAAAAAAAAAAAGAAAAAGAAAAAAAAAAGAAAAAAGAAGAAACAAAAAAAUUCCCACAGUUGUUCAUGCUCAAGUAAUAUUGAAUGAAAACAACCGGAAAUAUGCACAAGAUAAAUUUUUGAAUUGCAAUUAAUAUUCAGUGCUUUAAAUAUAAAAAGAAA